Messenger RNA from Sinocyclocheilus rhinocerous, 5345 nucleotides. RefSeq names its product kinase D-interacting substrate of 220 kDa-like. The transcript is spliced from 30 exons. Gene Ontology annotation, molecular function: protein kinase regulator activity; PDZ domain binding. Lineage: Eukaryota; Metazoa; Chordata; Actinopteri; Cypriniformes; Cyprinidae. Bases 60 to 5303 code for a protein of 1747 amino acids. The record is from RefSeq and is a predicted model, not a curated record.
UCUGUCUUGUUAUUCCACAUCAGUAGUUCUGCUUCAGGAGGAGAAGCCAGGCUUUUGUAAUGGCUGAACAGAGGAGAGUUUCAUUUAAUGAUGUAUCUCUCCUGCUCUCUUCCACGUUCUCCAGUGGAGUUCAUAACACAGCCAUGGACGUGAGCACCUCUCUGAAGAUGAGCUCUCUGACCAUCCAGAGUCUCUUCAGCUAUGUGGAGGAGGAAAACCUUUCGGCCAUCAAAGCUCAUCUGGACAAGUACAGAGAGGUGGACACCAGAAAUGAAAACUGCCAGACUGCUCUCAUGCUGGCCUCAGAGCAGGGCAGUCUAGAGAUCGUGCAGGAGCUCAUCCGGAGGGGAGCAAAUGUCAACUUGGAUGAUAUAGAUUGCUGGACAGCACUGAUUUCAGCUGCUAAAGAGGGACACACUGAAGUGGUGAAGGAACUCCUGGAGAACAAUGCCAAUGUGGAGCAUCGCGACAUGGGGGGCUGGAGCGCGCUCAUGUGGGCCUCUUAUAAGGGUCGUGUGGAGGUGGCACGUCUACUGCUGGAGAAGGGGGCAAACCCAAACAUCACCGGACAGUACAGUGUUUACCCCAUAAUAUGGGCGGCAGGAAGAGGCCAUGCAGAGAUCGUUCAGCUGCUGCUUCAGCAUGGAGCCAAAGUCAACUGCUCUGACAAGUAUGGCACCACACCCCUGAUCUGGGCAGCCAGGAAGGGCCAUUAUGACUGUGUGAUGCAUCUGCUGGAGAACGGCGCCAAUGUGGACCAGGAGGGAGCGAACUCUAUGACCGCGCUCAUAGUGGCCGUGCGAGGUGGUUUCACUGAGGUGGUGAAGGAGCUGCUAAAGAGAAACCCCAACAUGAAUAUGACUGAUAAAGACGGAAACACUGCGCUGAUGAUCGCUGCUAUAGAGGGCUACACUGAGAUUGUCCAAGACCUGCUGGACGCGGGCACGUACGUCAACAUCCCUGAUCGGAGUGGUGAUACUGUGCUUAUCGGAGCCGUCAGAGGAGGUCAUGUGGAGAUCGUCCGAGCUUUGCUUAAUAAAUACGCUGAUAUUGAUGUCAAAGGCCAGGACGGUAAGACUGCCCUGUACUGGGCUGUGGAGAAAAGUAAUGCAACCAUGGUUCGAGACAUUCUGCAGUGCAACCCUGACACUGAGGCCUACACCAAGGAUGGAGAGACUCCCCUCAUAAAAGCUACCAAGAUGAGAAACAUGGAAAUAGUUGAGCUUCUUUUGGACAAAGGUGCCAAAGUGUCAGCAGUGGACAAGAAAGGUGACACAGCUCUGCAUAUUGCCAUUCGUGGGAGAAGCCGCAAACUCGCUGAGCUGCUCUUGAGGAACCCUAAAGAUGGUCGUCUGCUCUACCGGCCCAACAAAGAAGGAGAGACACCCUACAACAUUGACUGCACUCAUCAGAAGAGCAUCCUCACCCAGAUAUUUGGAGCCAAGCACCUGUCUCCCUCUGAGUGUGACGGGGACAUGCUGGGUUAUGACCUGUACAGCAGCGCUCUGGCAGACAUCCUGAGUGAGCCCACCAUGCAGCCGCCCAUCUGCGUGGGGCUUUACGCCCAGUGGGGCAGCGGCAAGUCCUUCCUGCUUAAGAAACUGGAGGAUGAGAUGAAGACGUUCGCCGGGCAGCAGGUGGAGCCGUUGUUCCAGUUCUCGUGGUUGGUGGUAGUUUUGACUCUGCUGCUCUGUGGAUCUGUGGCUCUGGUCCUCGGCUUUGCUGUCGACACUAAACUGGCCAUCGCUGUGGCUUUCAGCCUGCUCGCCCUAUUGUACAUCUUCUUUGUGUUGGUGUACUUUGGUGGGAGAAAAGGAGGGGAGAGUUGGAGUUGGGCCUGGGUCCUCAGCACCAGACUGGCCCGCCACAUCGGCUACUUGGAGCUUCUUCUCAAACUCAUGUUCGUCAAUCCCCCCGAGCUUCCAGAGCAGACCACCAAAGCCCUGCCUGUCAGGUUUCUGUUCACGGACUAUAACCGUCUGUCGAGUGUGGGAGGGGAGACGUCCAUGGCUGAAAUGAUAGCUACGCUGUCCGAUGCCUGUGAGCGAGAGUUCGGCUUCUUGGCCACCAGACUUUUUAGGGUCUUCAAGAAUGAUGAAACUCAAGGAAAGAAGUGGAAGAAGACAUGUUGCGUCCCCUCCUUCGUGCUCUUUGUGUUGACGUCGGGCUGUCUGAUUACAGGCAUGGCCCUGCUGGCCAUCUUCAAGGUGAACGCAGAGAACCUGACGGUGAACGCGGUUCUGAUCGCCAUGGCCAGUGUGGUGGGUCUGGCCGUGCUGCUGAACUGUCGGACCUGGUGGCAGGUGGCGGACUCUGUGCUGCACUCUCAGAGGAGGAGGCUCCUUAACGCUGCCAACAGCAUGCACAAGCUCAAGAGUGAGGGAUUCAUGAAGGUUUUGAAGUGUGAAGUGGAGCUCAUGGCUAAAAUGGCUAAAACCAUUGAUGGCUUCACUCAGAAUCAGACCCGACUGGCUGUCAUCAUCGAUGGCCUGGAUUCCUGUGAACAAGACAAAGUGCUACAGAUGCUUGAUACGGUUCGGGUGCUCUUCUCUAAAGGCCCCUUCAUCUCAAUCUUUGCCAGUGACCCUCAUAUCAUCAUCAAGGCCAUAAACCAGAACCUCAACAGUGUGCUACGUGACUCCAACAUCAACGGCCACGACUACAUGCGAAACAUCAUCCACCUGCCCGUGUUCCUCAACAGCCGUGGCCUCAGCACUGCCAAGAGACUCUGCAUUUCCACACCAGCCAAUGCGGAUCAGCUGAACUCUGAUGCGUGGCAAGAGGACAUGGACAGGAAGUUGUCUCAGAACAGUCUCGGCGAACAGGGCAGGCAGGGCAGCAAAACAGCACUGAACCGCCGGGACACGUACCGCAGGAGACAGAUGCAGCGCUCCGUCACGCGCCAGAUGUCCUUUGACCUGACCAAGCUGCUGGUCACCGAAGACUGGUUCAGUGACAUCAGCCCUCAGACGAUGAGGAGACUGCUCAACAUCGUGUCAGUCACAGGUCGCCUACUUAGAGCCAAUCAGAUCAUUUUUAACUGGGACCGACUAGCGUCCUGGAUCAACCUGACGGAGGAGUGGCCGUACCGCACAUCCUGGAUCAUUCUCUUCCUGGAGGAAACUGAUGGAGUCUCAGACCAGGUCACACUGAGGACCAUCUAUGAGAGGAUUUCUAAAAACAUCCCCACUACUAAAGAUGUGGAGCCUCUGUUGGAGAUCGAUGGUGAUAUUCGUAGUUUCGAGGUGUUUCUCUCAUCGCACACCCCUGUUCUCACCGCUCGUGAGGUGGAGAUGUUCCUGCCUUGUACCGUCAACCUGGAUCCCAAACUAAGGGAGAUCAUCGCAGAUGUACGAGAUGCACGAGAGCAGAUGCACCUUGGAGGAGUCAGCUAUCCCACACUGCCCCUGCAAGAUGCUUCGGUACGGCCGCACUCCACAUUUGGGCAGCACUCUUUGGCCUGCUCUCCCACAGGCUCUUUCCCUGGCUCUUUCCCCCCUGCUGGAGUGCUGCCGGCCGCUCAACCCCACAGCAGCUACUUUAGUGGGCUUACGGGACCCCAACAUCCCUUCUACAACCGGCCUUACUUCCCUCAUCAUGUUUAUCACCUGCCCCGACAUUACCCUGGCAGCCCCCAUCACGCCCCCUCACGCCCUGCUACUAAACUCCAUAAGGACCACAGUCUGGGACUAGAUGUAAUCAGAGAGGACUCCAGUGAGGGUCUUCCCUCUCCUACAUCCCCCUCUAUGAUAAAAUCGCUGCCCUUCAGAAUGAAGCAGGGCUCUGGUUCUGUGGUUUCUAGUGGAUCUCAGGUCCUCCUCAGUUCUCUGAGCAUCGAUGGCGUAUGUGAGAAGCUCAGACAGAUCCAGGGCCUCGACUCCAGCAUGCUGGAGCAGUAUAUCGGCACAAUCAAAAAGGCCAACGUGAACGGCCGGGUUCUGUCUCAAUGCAACCUUGAUGAGCUCAAGAAGGAAAUGAACAUGAACUUUGGAGACUGGCAUCUCUUCAGGUCCAUGGUUCUAGAGCAGCGUCAUAUGGAGAACCAGCUGCUGCGUGAUGAAUCUGGAGCAUGCAGCAAGCAGGGCAGCAGCGUGUUGACUCAACUCGAACCCCACAGACCCUCUGAAGCGCCACAAGACAUGGCCAUCAACCCAGAAAACUUCACGUACAGCCUCAACCUAAGCUUUGAAGAGCUCAGUGGUGUGGGGCUGGAGGAGCCCGCCAGACAACACAAUGCCCACUGGCUGGCCAACACUCACCGGACGCCAAGCAUAUCCAGUCUGAACUCUCAGGAAUCAUCCAACGACAUCUGCAAGCUGACCGACAAGCAGCAAGCUGAGUAUCACAAUGCUUACCAGGAAUACAUCUCUCACAUGUCCCAGCUGGAGAUAUCUGCUGCUGGACGAGAGAGUCCCGCUCAAGCCCUGCUCACAGCCAGCUCUGAGGAGAAGACUAAGGAAGGUGAGCAAGACGGGCGCAAACCCUUCGUCAAAAAGAGCUCCAAACCUGCAGACACUAUAGUGGACUUCUCCUCCAUCCCAGACGGUGCUCUUCUAGAUCCCAUUACAGAGGAGGAUGAGAAGUCAGAACAUGGGUCCGCCACUAAAAUCCCACCCAGACGCAAGACCAAAGGACAGGGACCGUCUUACCACAGCAUACCGAGCGAUGAAGAAGAUUCAGGUGAGGAGGAGACAGACGCCACCCCGCUGCUGAGAGAAGAACCCUGGGCUGCUGAACCAGAUCUAAGCCUCUUAGCUAAAGGGAAGAGCUUCAUCUCAGACAUCAUGCUGGACAAGAAAUCAUCCGAUUCUGGAGUGAGGUCCAGCAGGAGCUCAUCCGACCACUCGCUGCAAGACGAGGAGAGCGAAGCAGCUCAGGAGAAGGAGGAGAAGUCCGGUGAGAAGAAAGAAGAGGAGGCCCAUCUGAUCGAGCUGGUUCUUGAGAGUCCGGUUAAGAAGCGAGUCUUACCACACAAGCUGAGUAACCUUCAGGAUGAGGCCGUGGCCCGGAUGUCCAUCUGCUCCGACGCUCCAUCUGACAGCAGUAGCCCUGAGGAGAGCUGGCCCACGUCAGCCGUGAGCAACCUCAACUGCUCACCCGACAAGACUGCGCUCAACAACAACAUCAACAACAGCACCCAGCAGGAGACGCCUGACUCCACCGACUGCCCCUCCAUCAUUAUACGACCAGGAUCCAGCAGCGAAACCACCACGCUGCCCAACCAGAACCUGCGUGGAGGCCACCGGAAGAGGUCCACCGGUCCCGCCACCGACGCUGCAGAGGAACGAGAGAGUGUCCUGUGAGCCUAACAAGGUUUCUUACUAACUUACUGUAAAAAAAAAAAA